Messenger RNA from Anthostomella pinea, 4218 nucleotides. NCBI's taxonomy places the organism in Eukaryota, Fungi, Ascomycota, Sordariomycetes, Xylariales, Xylariaceae. The record is from the annotation of a GenBank genome assembly.
AUGGCAAACAGCCUUCUUGCUGCUGGCGACCACGAAGCCAGUCCUGCACCCACCGGCUCCGGAAUGAGUGGUCAGAUAGAUUCAGUUACUACCUUCACCUUCUGCGAAGUUCUUCUGGUAUAUCUUCACCACUCCUGGAUUACGACUGACAUGUCCGUCUGCUCCAUGACCGGUGACACCGCCGUGCACCCGUUCACUCCGUCGUCUUUGACCACGGUGCUAGCCAGUACUACGGCCACAGUCUCCGCCGGGGUCGGACCAAGUAGCAGUCCUGGAUCUUCUGGGUCUCAGCAGACACUUGUCUCGCCUACUCAGACCAGUGCAAAUUUCAGAAGCUCGCCUUCAUCCUGGUUUCCCACUUCUACGACCUCAGCCGGGGCUACUGCGACAUUGGACUCGACGACAAGUACAGUGCCUGCCAGUUCUCAAGAUGCAUCGUCUUCUUCCAGUACAAGUAGCCAGAGUAGCACCUUCACCCCUAUUGUGUCUGCCAUUGUCACCACGAUUUCCAUUCCAGGCAUUGGUCCGUCAACAAUUACGAUCGAGGUGGACGCGACUACCAUCAUCCCAUUGCCUGCCGGAUUACUGACUACUCUCGUGGGCCCUGGUUCUGAGGAAGAGACAAUUAUCCCACUCCCGGGCGGCCAGCAAACGACGAUCUCGCUGAGUCUGGGACAGACGACUGCCUUGUCACUGCCUGGGAUUGGUCUCACUACCAUAUCGGCAUCCGCGCCAGCUACAUCAAUUUCGGCGUCUCCACCAGUCCAGUCGCUCUCCUCUACCGGAAGCGUACCAGGGACGUCUCUAGCAACUACAACAUCACCCACAGGCAUUGCGAGCACGACAUCGACGGAUGUAGCUUCUCCAGGUGGGACCACCACAUCAACCGAAGCAGUCUCUCCAAAUUCGACCGGAGCAUUUACUACCAUAUCGGUGGCUACCACGGUCAUCGCCCUCCCGAGCGGGCAACAGACCACAGUGAGUUUCGAUCCCGAAUUCGGGACGACAUUGACUCUAUUGGGUGUGGGCACCACCACCAUCCCUCCAAUCACGCCUUCUGGCACGUGGCCUGCUCCGUUCACGUCCACCAUGACCUCAGGGUACGCAGGAACGCUCCUACCGGCGGCCUCGCUCAUGCCAGUCCCGCUCGUCCGUGUCUUCUUCGACAACACAAGCUAUGUCGUUCCGCCCUGCGAGACGAACCCUGAGCCCGUUUCCAUCCUGCUUUCCGACGGUCAAUGGGAAGGAACCCUUUAUUGCGAUCGGCUUGUCGUUCACGGGCUGAUUUUCCAUCUACCCGAAGACGUGUCUAGCUCCCCUGAAGAAACGCAAGGCGGCUGGAUUGCCAAAUGGACUUCCCGCGGCAUCCGCAACGACAUGUCCCAUGAUGAGAUCAUCAGAGCAUUUGCACUUAUAACUACUUCAGGAGGCGGAGGCGGAGGCGGAGGCGGUGGCGGUGGAGGGGGAAGUGGUUGUGGAUCAAGUCUCUUCGGUCUUUUCGGAUGUCUCAUAAGCGCUGUCGGCGGGGGCAUAGCGCAAAUCGGUUACGACGCAGCCUCUGGCCUUGUUGACCUCGAGGCAGGAGACGUCGAGCUGGAAGUCCUGAAAUCGGUCCAGAACAACAUCUUUCAGCUGAGGCAAAACCUGGGCACCCUGGGCGCGGACCUCAGCAGCGCGAUUGAGUCGCUCCGAUCAACACCUGCGGUCCUGCAGUCCCUGGAUGCCGAUAUAAUCAAUGAGCUUGGCAGCGGAAUCGCAAGAGCGGAGAACUCUUGGCAACAGUUUACCAACCUGGCUGACAUCACCGGUAUCACCGCCGGUGGUCGCGCGUUGAUUACGCUCGCGAGAACAAGGCCUAUUUUGCCCAUUAUGGCACCUCUUGCAGGCGGUAUUUGGGGCCUGAGAGUUGCGGUUCGGUACGCAUCUAGACUGUCAUUGCUUUUUUUUGACUAUAGUGGCGACAAUCCACCCGAAGAGGAGAAACGCCCAAGACAGUCGGAUGCUUCGUUCUACUACAUUCAGUGCAAAGCUGGCACCACCGUCACUCAGUUCAACGCUCUGAAGUAUGUCACUACCACCGAUGUUGAGGGACGCUCAAUAGGAAUCAACUCCUGGUAUCCCGAUGUUGCUCCCGCCUACUACGUUGCCAUGAACCAGUCCAUCGCGGAGAUGAUCAAGUACCUACCGAUAGUCAACUUCGUGACGAAAAGGCCAACAUUCUCAGAUACUCAGGACCCAACGUAUGACCAGGGCCCCCUGAUCGAGAAUGCGGACUUGGGAGUUCCACUCUACGACGAGGAUGAUACGUUAUCAUAUGACGCAUCGACGUUGCCGGUCAACCACUCGACCAAGGCAUUUAUAGAUGCGAAGAAGGGCACUGCGCAGGAACCACGACAUCUCAGCGGCCGCGCGUUGGUAACGAAUCCCUUUGCUCCAAAUCAUCUGAAGAUCCUGAGUUCAGUCUUCGGCACGGAUCCGACGACGCAGCCAUACAUCGCUGAUGAUUCUGGCGGGAAGGGGUCCUGGAUCUUCAUCCUGGACGGUGGCUUCAAUAUCGACAAUGUUGCCCAUGAGCUGAAUUCCGAUGAGCAGCACCAGGCAGGCAGGGAGAUCAGGACUUACGUCGUGCCGAACGAUUACACCCUGCCAGAACUGAGCAAAGAGGACCUCGAGGACGGAAUGACCUACGCGGACGAUGACGAUAUGCGGGAUAUCACAAUUGACCCUGUGGUAUUCUUCGGUAUGUACACAGCCCUCAAGGGGCACGGUACAGCUGUUUCUUGCAUCGCCGGCGGUUCGCUGACGGGGGUGGCACCAAACGCGAAUCUGUUUCUCAUCAAGUCCCAAAACGUAUACAAUUUCAAUGGGGGUCUCUACCCCAGCAGAAUAACACUAUCCGGCUUCAAAGCCGGGAUGGACCGAGUCCUCGACGCCAUCACCCUCGAUGGCAUACCAGGUCCAAGAAGUGUCAUUCUCUGGACGGUAUCCACGGUCGUGCGGAACGCUGAUGCCGCGGAGCGACAGAAAUUCGACGACGUCACGAGCGAGUACAUCACCCGACUAGAGAAGCUCGGAGCGACCGUAGUCACAGCGGCCGGAAACCGCGGCGUCAACCAGGCCACCGGCAUGUUUGACGCGUUCCUCGGCGAUCAAUGGCCCCAGCGGCUUGGUACUGUUGACAAUGCGCUGAUCACCGUCGGCGCGACCACCGCCCAGGGCUCGCUCUACAAGACGACGUCACCCGAGGGCAACUUCGCCGACGACCAGAGCCAGCCCCGGGGGUCAUUGACGCUCUACUCUCAGGGCAAGCAGGUCCUGACGUACGACGCCACUGGAGUGACAGAUGUGAAGUUCGGGACCAGCGUCGCGGCGCCGUCGGUGGCGGGCCUCGUGGCGUAUUACCUGACGCUGCAUGAGGGUGUUGGCAUGUUCGACUUCCAAGACAACGACUACGACAACGGCAACUCGGUCGCCAAGCGAAUGAAGAAAUACCUUGCUGAGAAGUCGUUCCAGCGAGUCACGGAUGACAAGAAGAAAGACCCCUCAGAUGGAGGUUUGUGGCUGUACCCGAUUCCUGCGACUAUCAACGUUGCGUACAACAUGGGCCGUGGGGAGCCGGUUCCGUACUGCGGUCCCGAGCCGAUCUCAGCAAGAGCAGACGGGAUGCUGUGUGUGGCCUCUAGCUCUUCCACGUCGAGUUCGGACGGCCCGACUACCUUCAGUACUGUGACUACGAGCUCGGACAGCUCAACUACCUCCAGUACUGUGACCACGGACAGCUCAACUGCCACGAGCACCUCGAGCACCACGAGCUCAAGCAGCUCAAGCAGCUCAACUACCUCCAGUGCCUUUGACAUAGGCUCAGCCCUAAGCUCAGUGCUGGGAGUCAGCGACCCAGGCAUGUCGACCACACCAACACCGACCCCUACCACGUCAGCUGCACCACCACCUCCACCUCCUGCAGUUGAGUGCUAUGGGGUUGGCCACGGAUACCUAGUGGAAUUCAACGUCGUUGGGUGCAAUGCCUGGGUCACCGAUGGAGGAGCCUCGCUCAAGCACGAAGAGGAUGGAUGCGGUGGUUUCAGCGGCUGGAACUACGACGCAAACGCACGCGAUGGCUGGGCGAGUUUCGUUCUCGGGGGCUUCAAAGAUGGCUGCAUUGAGCGCGCCAUCGUGAGUUCCGGCGGCCCGCAUAUUGCCUGUCAGAUGUCAGGCUGA